Molecule: messenger RNA, 987 nt
Organism: Rhizopus microsporus ATCC 52813
Lineage: Eukaryota; Fungi; Mucoromycota; Mucoromycetes; Mucorales; Rhizopodaceae
Product: UreD-domain-containing protein
Exons: 1
Coding region: 1-987 (328 amino acids)
Molecular function (GO): nickel cation binding
Source: RefSeq, a predicted model, not a curated record
AUGCAACCAUUUGCCUCAACAGCUGUUAAUGAACCCGGAAGAGGCAUACUUAUAUGUCAGUGCUAUGGCAACAUGAGCAAGUUUGAAAGAAUUCAUGCUCAAUACCCACUAAAGUUCAUUCCAACAUCUGGUCACGCUGCUAGACUGGCUGUAGUGUACAUGCUUAGUUAUGGAGGUGGCAUCAUCAGUGGAGACAAAUUCAACAUUGACAUUGUUGUAAAGAAAGACGCCAUCCUUUUACUUAUGACACAAGGAAAUACCAAAGUUUUUAAAGAUCGUAUCGAUCAACGUUUAUGGUUAACUUCACUUGGCAGCCUUGUUCCAACCAUUCAGUUUUUUAACACCAGAGAACAACAAACAGCUGUUAAACCGUCUGUACAGAUUAUUCAUUCUCAAGUAGAACCUCAAGCGACAUUACUCGUUUUACCUGAUCCUGUCACCUGUUUUCGAGACGCAUCUUUUCAAUCCAAACAAGUGUUUCAUCUUGCCGACAGUUCUCAACUUGUCUUACUUGACUGGUUUACCUGUGGAAGACUGACAAGAGGUGAAGUUUGGUCAUUUCGACAUUAUUCGAGUCGAAUUGAUGUACAUGUGGAUCAAAAGAUUGUCAUCAAAGAUGCCAUGGUUCUCGAGGAUGAAGAGUACAUGAAGAAAAAAGAAAAAGAAACAGCCUAUGCCGAGCGAUUACACCCUUACUUGUGCUUUGCAACACUCAUCAUCAUUUCCUCAGGUCAAGGAGCGCUAUCGGAAUGCGUCAGUGGUCUACAAAAGAAGUCGGAAGCGAUGCGUCUGCUUCCUUUAAGUUUAAAUUCAGAAAAGGAACGACAGGUACUGUGGUCUGUGAGCCCGAUAAUGAAGAACAGAGGCGUUCUUGUACGAAUGGCAGGUAUGACGACUGAGCUGGUGAGAGAUUUUGUAAAACAUGAAUGUUUGGUCCAUCUGCAGCAAAUUGUAGGUGAAGGCAUGUAUCAUAAGAUUUUAGUGUAA